CAUUUUGCCUUCUUCAGUCUUAGACGCUCUUAGAAAUUGUAUCGCAAUGCAAAUAAUUUCGCUAUUUCAAAUUUCAUUGCUAUUUUGUACAUCCUUUGCAGCAGUUACUGAAGAAGAUGAAGCUACUAGCUCCCUUUUAACAGUUACCGAAGACGAUGUGACAUCAGCUCCAAGAAUACAGCCAAGAGUUUACGGAGGUAAGGCGAUAAAAAACGGAGCACUCGGCGGCUUUGCUGUGCAAAUUUUUAAAAAUAAUGCCCUGGUUUGCUCGGGAACUCUUCUGUCACCACGACAUUUUAUAACAGCGGCCCAUUGUUUUGAGAAGGGUGCGCAGACAGACUUUCACGCUGUUGCCGGGAGAUCGGAUGAGGUAGAUUCACGAACAUUGACAAAGAAAAACGAACUUAUCCAGGUGAGGCAGCAUCCUAAAUUCAAAAAGACUGACUUCAUCGCCGAUAUUGCUGUGGCAAAGGUAAAAUAUCCGAUGCAAAGCAAGUACAUUGGCUAUGCCAAAAUGUGCUCCAUGGAAAUUUUUCCGAGUGAGUUUGUUACCGUAGCGGGUUGGGGCAAGAAUGAAAAACAACAAGAUCCCGCAAGAUCUGCAAGGAACAGUCUCCGUACCAUUACUGUGCCUAUUAUGGGUCGGAAAGAAUGUCAACGCAAGCUGAAACGCGUCUUGCCGCCAAAUAUCCUCUGCGCCGGGGGUCACAAGAAACGCACCAUCUGCGAUGGCGACUCUGGCGGACCACUGAUGUUCCGGAACGAGGUGUGUGGCGUGAACACAUGGACCUGGGAGUGCGGUCAAAGCGAAAAGCCCGAUGUUUACAUGAGCGUCCGCUACUAUGCUAACUUUAUAAAAAAUACGAUGGAAUCCAUGGGCAACUGAUAAAAGAGAAACAAAAAUUGGAACCAAAUAAAUAUUAAAAAUACUGUAUUCAGUUGCAAAUAAAAUAUA
Messenger RNA from Drosophila ananassae, 955 nucleotides. Its product is annotated as seminase. Gene Ontology annotation, biological process: proteolysis. Gene Ontology annotation, molecular function: serine-type endopeptidase activity. The transcript has a single exon. The record is from RefSeq and is a predicted model, not a curated record. Bases 47 to 886 code for a protein of 279 amino acids. Lineage: Eukaryota; Metazoa; Arthropoda; Insecta; Diptera; Drosophilidae.